This is a messenger RNA of Merops nubicus (carmine bee-eater), 282 nucleotides long. It is a transcript of the gene TRAPPC4, whose product is annotated as trafficking protein particle complex 4. The record is from RefSeq and is a predicted model, not a curated record. The annotation marks the transcript as partial. The transcript has 3 exons. Gene Ontology annotation, cellular component: TRAPP complex. Gene Ontology annotation, biological process: endoplasmic reticulum to Golgi vesicle-mediated transport. Lineage: Eukaryota; Metazoa; Chordata; Aves; Coraciiformes; Meropidae.
CCCGAGAUUGGGAGCUCCGGGAUCGAGAUGCUGGAGACUGACACCUUCAAGCUGCACUGCUUCCAGACACUGACAGGGAUCAAAUUCGUGGUUCUCGCUGACCCGAGGCAGGCGGGAAUAGACUCCCUUCUCCGCAAGAUCUACGAGAUUUACUCUGACUUUGCACUGAAGAACCCUUUCUACUCACUGGAGAUGCCAAUCAGAUGCGAACUGUUUGACCAGAACUUGAAGCUUGCGCUGGAGGUGGCCGAGAAGGCUGGACCCUUUGGGCCAGGAUCGUAG